This is a messenger RNA of Haliotis rufescens (red abalone), 1689 nucleotides long. RefSeq names its product pyridoxine-5'-phosphate oxidase-like. The transcript is spliced from 7 exons. The record is from RefSeq and is a predicted model, not a curated record. Gene Ontology annotation, molecular function: FMN binding; pyridoxamine phosphate oxidase activity. Gene Ontology annotation, biological process: pyridoxine biosynthetic process; pyridoxal 5'-phosphate biosynthetic process. Bases 60 to 836 code for a protein of 258 amino acids. NCBI's taxonomy places the organism in Eukaryota, Metazoa, Mollusca, Gastropoda, Lepetellida, Haliotidae.
CAUCCGGAAACUUGAACUUCGGUAUCUCGCACGUGACAGGAGUUUCAUAAUUCAGCUGCAUGAGUGCAGUGGCACGACGUCUGAUUAAAGUUGGUCUCACCAAUUUGCACAAGACCUCCUACCUCCAAACACGAAACAUGUCAGGGGAUAUUUCAGGAAUGAGAAAGCCAUACCGAACUCAAAAAGAAUUAUUUGAUGUCCAGCAUCUGGUAGCCAAGGAGCCAUUCGAACAGUUUCGCCAUUGGUUUGACGAGGCCAGCGCAGUAGAUGGGAUAGAGGCAAAUGCCAUGUCACUGGCUACUGCUGCAAGGAAUGGUGCGCCAUCGGUCAGAAUGGUCUUACUCAAAGGUUUCAGCACAGAGGGCUUCACCUUCUUCACAAACUACCAGAGCAGGAAGGCAAAAGAACUGGAGGAGAACCCUAGGUGCAGUCUCAUGUUCUACUGGGAGCCCCUGAAGAGAUGUGUGAGAGUCGAGGGGAGCGUGGAGAAGGUGUCGGAGGAGGAGUCCUUGACGUACUUCCAGUCUCGGCCGCGUGACAGUCAAAUUGGUGCCAUUGUCAGUCAGCAGGGCCAGGUGAUCACCAGCAGAGAGGCACUUGACAAGAGGAAUGGAGAACUACAGAAGGAAUAUUCCAGUGAGAGCAAGGACGUCCCUAAGCCUGAUUACUGGGGCGGCUACCUGGUUCGUCCCACAGUUGUUGAGUUCUGGCAGGGGCAGUCCAACCGACUUCAUGACCGCAUUGUCUUCCGUCACCUUCAGCCAGGGGAGACAAUCAAUACAGAAACCACCCACCAGGGGGACAAUGGCUGGGUGUAUGAGAGACUCUCCCCAUAGACUUUCAUGUGGUGUCUUUGUAUACAUUUGUUUCUCCCAAGCCCAAGUGUUUCUGCAUCAGUAACAAGACAAAGGAUUGCUUUUCUGCUCAUAUAUGGAAAUUAUUAUACAUUUCAUCUUUGUUGGUUUACGGAUCCACCCACCAAAAUGAAAACUAGCAAAAUGAAAAUAGAAUUUUAAUAACUUUUCUGUUUUUUUAAUACCACUAAAUUAAAAUGUUAAAUCGAAAUAAGUCUGAAAUUAGUUUAUGCUGAAAAGAGGAUUUAUUGUGAAAUAUGAAAUGCAUAGCGAAGUGUUUACCACAAAGUUUGAAGUGAUGUCGACUGAUAGGACUUACGGCCCUUUGAUAGGACAGGAGGUUGUGCAGUUGUUUAGGUGCGAAAUGGUAGCAUUCGUUUUUCUCAUGAGUGCUGUGGAGGGGCGUUAGUUCAGGAGAUUCUGAAAGUUUAUAAGGAGUUUUGUUAAAAUUGACCAUUUACAUGUUCACAGAGUAGACACAAUUUAUGGAUAACGUCUUCUUGAUACUUUCAUAGCAACAUUUUAGUAUAGACCCUUUACCGUUGCAAACAAGAAAUUGUCUCUACUUUGUCAUCCAUCAACUUCUAAGAAAUACCUAUCAGACAAUCCUCUGACAUGUUCAUUUGAAGACCAUUAUAUUUUGACCACCAACAUUGUAAGAACAAAACAAAAUUCCGUAAACCAACUAAAAACCUUUUUUGCCAAAAACAGUAAAUUGAUUCUACAUUUGUGACACUGGUGGUGGAGAAAUCUGUAAGCCAAGUUAUUUUGAACACAGCAUGCCUAGGCUACUUUGUUGUAGAAAAAGCCAGUGAAUACAAGAAUGAAAGAAGAG